CUUGCCAUUUUGUUUAUGAUUACUGUAUUCCCAUCUCUCUGUGCAAAUAAGAAACCCAACUGCAAUCGCCAUUUAUCUUCCCGCCUCUCUCUCUCUCUCUCUCUCUCUCUCACACACACACACACUGAGGAAGGCGGCGAACUCUAGUCGGUGGAGGCGUUAUAAUGAUAAAAGGAAGUCGCAUUAUAGAGUCGUUUCUAUGGAAGAUGUCGGGAUUAUUCAACUUCUUCAUCCUUCUGUUGUUCUUAUCGACGAGUCUUCGUGAUAUCAGAUCCGCCGCUCAGCUUUUGCCUGAUGAUGAAGUUGAAACUAUGAGAGUCAUAGCCUCAAAGCUACAAAACACUAGGUGGAAUGUUUCUAGAGAUUCAUGCACUACAGGUGAAGGGCUACAACAGAUAAUUUCCAAUGAUACAAGAUCUGAAAGGAGACAUAUUAUGGAAGUUGGAAGCAAUAUAACUUGCAACUGUAACAUCACUAAUAGUACUUUUUGCCACAUAACAAACAUCCAGGUGAAAAAAAUGAACUUGAACGGAGUUUUACCUGAGGAAUUUGCAAAUCUCACUUUUCUGCAAGAAAUAGAUCUGACUCGCAACUAUAUCGGUGGCUCUAUUCCCGCAAGUUUCAGCCAGCUUCCUCUUAUUUUCUUGAGUAUUGGGGGGAAUCGCAUCAGUGGUUCCAUACCUGAACAAUUAGCUAAUAUUUCUACACUUGAGGAAUUGGUCGUGGAAAACAACUUGCUUGGAGGACCACUUCCUCCACAACUUGGACGCUUGUCUCGCUUGAGAAGAUUUGUUGCUUCUGCAAAUAACUUUACUGGAACUAUACCGGUUUCAUAUGGCAAUCUGACUAAUUUAGAACAGUUUAGGAUAGAUGGGAGUACAUUAUCUGGGAGUAUACCUGAUUUUAUCGGAAACUGGAAAAAUCUCACAGUACUUGAUAUGCAAGGAACGAACAUGUCUGGACCCAUUCCUACUACAAUAUCUCUGUUGAGAAAAUUGAAAUCAUUGAGGAUAUCUGAUUUGGCUGGAUCAUCGAGUUCACCAUUUCCUAAUCUGGAGGCUAUGACAAACAUGGAGGAUUUGAUUUUGAGAAAUUGUUUGCUUACUGGCCCAAUGCCUAAGUACAUUGAUGGAGGAUAUGACGAUUUAAAAAACAUAGACCUGAGCUUCAACCAGCUGAAUGGUUCAAUACCCGAAUUAUUUCAAUUUAUAGACUUUGACACCUUGUUUCUAAAUAACAACUCACUAUCCGAAGAUAUUCCAGCAUGGAUGUUUUCUCGCACAGACAAGAUUGACUUAUCUUACAACAAUUUUGCAAAUACUACACAGCAAACUUGUGGGUCAUCUAGAGUGAAUUUGGUUUCAGCCUUGUCACCUUCAGCCCCUGCACCCAACAGAGAAAGUUGGUGUUUAAGAGACGAAAUUGGUUGCAGCAGAAGCCCCAAGUAUCAUUCGUUGUUUAUUAACUGUGGUGGAGAUAGCACAGUGUUUGAGGGAAACGAAUAUCAAAGGGAUUUUAGCAACGAGCAAGCUUACUUCUAUUCUGAAUCGGAUGGAUGGGCUUAUAGCGCUAAUGGUGUUUUCAUGGGCAACAGUAGUGCCCCAUUUGUUGGAACCAAUACGAAUGUAAGAGAUGGUAAAAUAUACGAAUCAGCUCGCUUUUCUCCCACUUCACUUAGGUACUACGGAUUAUGUUUGAGGGAAGGAAGUUAUAAAGUGAGGCUCCAUUUCGCUGAAAUAAGUUACACAAAUGAUUCCACAUUUGCAAGCCUUGGAAGACGCUAUUUCGAUAUAUCAAUCCAAGGCGUUUUGGAGCGGAAAGACUUUAGUAUUGUGGAAAGAGCUGGAGGUGUUGGAAGAGGGACCUUCAUAGAUUUUGAUAAUGUUACGGUUACUGGUAGCACGUUGGAGAUUCACUUGUACUGGGCUGGAAAAGGGACAACUGGCAUUCCUGAGCGAGGUGUUUAUGGACCUCUUUUAUCAGCCAUCGCAAUAACACCAAACUAUAAUGUCAGUACAGGUGGGAUUUCUGCUGGAGCUAUUGCUGGAAUUGUGAUUGGUUCAUGUGCGUUUAUAGUCCUAAUUUUAGCUCUGCUUUGGUGGGGAGGAUAUAUAGGAGGAGACAAAGAAGAUAAAGAGCUUCGAGCGCUUGAAUUACAAACGGGUCUCGCACGUGCCCUUUUUGGUAAAGAGAACCAGAAGCUUAAUUUGGACUGGUCAACAAGAAAGAAGAUAUGUAUGGGAAUCGCAAAGGGCUUAGCUUAUUUACAUGAGGAGUCAAGAUUGAAAAUAGUUCAUAGAGAUAUAAAAGCCACAAAUGUGCUUCUUGACAAGGAUUUAAACGCUAAAAUAUCGGAUUUUGGUUUGGCAAAACUUGAUGAAGAAGAGGAUACUCAUAUCAGCACACGAAUUGCUGGAACUAUAGGAUAUAUGGCUCCGGAAUAUGCAAUGAGAGGAUACUUGACAGAUAAAGCAGAUGUUUACAGCUUUGGAGUUGUGUUGUUGGAGAUUGUGAGUGGGAAAAGCAACACAAAUUAUAGACCAAAGGAGGAGUUUGUCUACCUUCUCGACUGGGCGUAUGUUCUACAAGAGCAAGGGGGUCUCUUGGACUUAGUGGACCCAGGUCUUGUUAAAUACUCAAAAGACGAAGCAUUGAUGAUGUUAAAUUUGGCUAUCUUAUGCACGAAUAUAUCACCCACACUUCGCCCACCAAUGUCAUCAGUCGUCAAAAUGUUGGAUGGGAAAUUACCACUUCUGCCCCCAGUGGUGAAACGAGGGGUGGGGAAUCCCGACAUUAAGUUUAAAGCUUUUGACAUGAUGUCACAUGAUAGUCAAACACAAGUCUCAACUAUCUCAGCAGAUAGUCAAGGCCCCAGUCUGUGGAAUGAUACAUCCUUGUAUAAGGAUGAGACACAGGGUACGUCUUCUGAGACGAAGCUUCUUCCCGAUCUUUAUGAUGUUGAUAUAUGAAUCCUUAAUUUAUUUCUUCAUUUAUAGAUAUAUUAUACAUGUGUGAGUUGUACAAAAUAUGUUUAAAUUUUUGGUUGUAGGUCUAUUAUCGCAAUGUAAUUUUUGCAAAAUUUUGUUUAGAUUUGUCUCAUGGGCUAUGGUUUUUUAUAUAUAUCCUUCAACUCUGGCAUUCCUGGACAC
This is a messenger RNA of Lactuca virosa, 3149 nucleotides long. NCBI's taxonomy places the organism in Eukaryota, Viridiplantae, Streptophyta, Magnoliopsida, Asterales, Asteraceae. The record is from the annotation of a GenBank genome assembly.